UUCAGUGGCAGCAUUUUGUAUCGUAUGUAAACUGAUCGAUUUGGUGGAUCAUCUUUCUUUUAAAAAUUCAAUGUUGACCAUAUGAACCCUACCCUUUCACCCGUCUGUUCACCAUGGCAACCACCACAGUUGGAGAAAAUCAGCUCCAGAGGAUUAUUAGAGAUCUACAUGAUGCAGUUUCUGAGUUGAGUAAGGAACACACUGAGAAUCAAGAACCCAUCACAGAUGACAGCACCAGUCUACACAAGUUCUCAUACAAACUGGAGUACUUACUGCAAUUUGACCAGAAAGAAAAGACAACAUUUCUGGGCACCAGAAAAGACUACUGGGACUUUUUUUGUGACUGCCUGGCCAAGAUAAAAGGAGCUAAUGACGGUAUCCGCUUUGUCAAGUCUAUCCCCGAGCUGAAGACAUCCCUGGGUAAAGGCAGAGCUUUCAUCCGUUACUGCCUGGUACACCAGAGACUGGCAGAUACCCUUCAGCAGUGUCUUAUGAACCAGCGAGCCACCAGUGACUGGUACUAUGCCCGUAGUCCCUUCCUGAAGUCUCACCUGAAUGUUGAAAUCGUCAAUCACCUUUAUGAGCUCAAUGAGGUGCAGUUUGAUCUGGCAUCGAGAGGCUAUGACCUAGACACGGACUGGCCAGCUUUUGCCAGAAGGACCCUGGGAUCAUCUGUAUCACCAGCUCAGCAGUGGAGAGCACUUAGCCGAUGCUCCAGUGUCAACAGUUUAGCCAGUAGUUAUUCUCAACAACCUCCAGAGUUCCUCCCUGGGCCAGACCUUGGUUCCAGUCUCCUCGGUGAUCGAGGGGAGCUCGGAGAGCUCUCAAACUUUAAUGCUGCUGAUGAUUUGCGUAUUGAGCUCGACCAGUCAGAGCUGAGGCAGCAAGACCUCCAGAAACGUGUUAAUCUGCUCACUGAGGAAGCAGCACAUCUGAAACGUGUGGUCAAGGAUCUGGAGGAACAGCUGCUGGUAUCUAAGAGAGCCAAUCAAGAGCUGCUUAAAGAAAAGAGCAAAGACAAUCAGUUCUCUGACACAAAGAAAAAAUUAAUUGGGGAGCGAGCUAACGGACAGUGUGCAGUGCGGCUCCAAGCUACCACGCAAGAACUGGAGGCCCUUCGGCUCAAGGAGGCAUCAGAACGGCAUCUAGAGAACAGACUGAGUGUUGCGGAGAACAAGAACAUGGAGCUUCUGGCAAAGCUGGAUGAGGCACUCAGUGAGAAAGGCCAGCAGGUAGCCACCUACUGUGAUACAGCCUGGAAGAUCCAAGAUCUGCUUGCCAAGCUCAAGAAAGCUGAGGAGGAGAAGCUGGAGGCCCAGCGUGAGAGUGAGGAACGGGCCAGGCAGGCUGAGAAGCUUGCCCAGGACCUCAGAACGCAGGAGGAAAGCUUGAAGGAGAAUGAAGCAAAACUGGCCACAUUUAGGGUGUCAACAGAGGAAGACAGGGCAGCGGCUCUGCAGCAGGUUGAGGAACUUCAGUCUGCUGUAAACCGCCUUCAGGGUGCAUUGUCUCUAAAGGAGCGGGAGACGGAAAACCUAUGCACACAGCUUCAGGAUAUACAGAACUCUGUGGAGAUGCGGGAGCAUCAACUGGAGGAGUUGAAAAUUAGGGUGCAAGAGGAACGAGAGGAACAUCAGCAAAAGAGCAGUAAUCUGAAGAAUGCUCUAGAAGGCCAGCUUCACUCUCUUCAGGAGAAGUUAAAUGACAGAGAGACUGAGCUGUCACUCAGCACUCAGAAGGUUAAGCAACUAGAGCAUCAGAAUCAGCGUUUGGCUGGAGAGAGCCAGAGUUUGAUGGAACAAGCCAAAAGGUUGGAAGACUACAAAGCUCAGUGUACCAGCCUGAUGGAGAUCAAUGCCAAGCUCCUCCAGACGGUGAAGAGGAAUGAGGAGAGCAGCAGGGAGCUCAUACAGACCCAGACAGCCAUGGAGAAAGAGCUGGCUACCCUUAGAGCCUCUGAGAGACACCUGAAGAGCAGGCUGGACUCAGCAGAACUGUCAGUUGAGGAGAGAGAGAAAAAGCUACUUGAGGAGAACCAGCGUUUGGAAGAGAGCCUCCAGACAGCGCUACUGAAAAAUGAGACAAUGGAGGCAGGGGUAAGGAAGCUGGAGGUGGAAAACCAAGAUCCUAGAGAUAAGCAGGUAGCUGAAAUGGAUCAGCAAGCGGCCAGCCAUGAAGAGCUAGAGGGAAGCCCUGCUUCCAAGGAGAAUCUGCAGGAGUCUCAGAUGAACACUAACUCUCAGCUUGAGGGUCAGGUGCUUGAGACAGUGGGAAAGAACCUGGGAUGGAGAAAGGAGUUCAAUAAAACCCAGGGUGCUGAAGUAGGGGAAACAACGUCAAGGCUAGCUCUGGCGGAGGCUCAGCUUGACUUGAAUAUGAAAGAAGUUUCCAGACUACAGGAGGAAGUGACAGGACUACGUGCUCAGCUGCUGGUGAGUGCAGAAGAAAGAAUGAAGAUUCAAGCUCUGCUGGAGGUAACUGAGGCAUCACGUGAGGAUCUCCGGGCACAGACUGAUCAGUUGAAGUGCCAGGUGGAGGACCUGAAUCGCAGGCAUGUGGAGGAACUCUUGCGUUGCCAGGAGAGGGAAGAGUCACUAGGGAAGGAGCGGGACAGGGAAGCCCAAGCGCGAGCAGACCUCCAGGGCGAGAUGGUCUCAAUGAGAGAGGAACUCUGUGCACUAAAGAGACAGAAUGAAGCCCUGGCUCUAGAGAAUAGCGAGGCUCGCGAGGCCCUUCACAGGGCCAACACUGAGACGGCUGAGCUGGGUGUGCAUGUGUGCAUGCUCACUGGCCAGAAUGAGGAGGCAAAGCUUCGCUUUGAGGGUUUGUCGGCCAGGCUGCAGGAGCUGGAGGAGUCCGCGCAAAAAGAUGCACAGAACCUGAACGACAGUGUGGAGAUCCUACGCAAGGAGAACGCCAGCCUUCAGGAGAAGCUGAAGCAGGCUGAGGGACUCCCCACAGCUCUGCAGGAGCUACAGCAGCAGCUGGACCAAGCCCAGGAGAAGUCUACAGGCAUGCAGGAGAGCAGUCAGAAGGAGAUGGAUGCACUCAGAGCCAAACUGAACAAUGAAACCACAGAGUAUGAGGGCAAGAUCAAGGGUCUUGAUGAGGAGAUUAUAAGUUUGAAGUCCCAGUUGGAGGCAGAGCUGCAGAAGAUUUCUAGUCUUGAAACCAAACUUACUGAACUGGAGGAAGCAAACAAUAACUACAGUCAGAUGAUUGAAGAGAAGAACGCACUUGUUGCCAGCUCUGAAAGUCUGCUUCAUCAGAAAGAGGAACAGCUAAAACAAGUGAAAGGGGACUUGGCAAAGGCAGAAGAGGAUUUGGGUAUUGCACAAAAAGCCUGUCAGGACCUUAGUGAGAGCCUGGGUAGAGUUACUGCAGAGAAACAGGUCUGUGACAUGAAGAUGUCUGCUGAGAUUGAUGACUUGUACCGUACCAAGAGAAACUUGGAGGAGAGACUUGUUGAGCUCAUCAGGGACAAAGAUGCACUGUGGCAGAAGUCAGAUGCCCUGGAGUUUGAGCAGAAGCUGAGAGCUGAGGAGCAGACCGAUAAGGAGCUGAACUACUGCCUAGGCUGCCAAAGUCAAUUCAGCUGGUGGCUGCGCAGACAUAACUGCAGGCUCUGUGGCCGCCCCUUCUGUUAUUACUGCUGCAGUCAUACAGUUAGCACUCAGCAGGGAGGCAUCAGAGAGCGAUGCUGUAAGGACUGUUACUCUCAGCACAGCACAGGCGUAGAGCGCCAUCUACAGGAAGAGCAGGGUAGCUCCUCAAAUUCACCCUACAGUCCGCUGUCCACUCCGACAAGGGCGAGUAUGCCCAGUGUAACAGUGGCACUGCAGUCUUCCAGACCAGAUGAUGCAGCCUUUGAUAUCAUCACAGAAGAGGAGGUGAACUGUGUGUAUGACAGCGACUCUUUGUCCUACACCACAGCUCUCUCACCAGACAGAGCACAGCAGGGAGGCAAUGAACUAAACAGCAGUAGUAAUGCAGGGGAUACUACCACAGAGGAUUCAGAGGAGCAGAUUGGCUCUGUGCAGGAUGCAGAGAUCUGCCUGCUCAAGUCUGGAGAGAUCACACAGUCAAUACCUUUGACUGUGCAGGAUAUCGCUCAGUUUGGAGCUAAAUCAAAGGAACUGUUUAUCAAGUCCAGCUGCUACAGUAUGAUUCCUGUCACAGUGGGUAACGCCGGCCCUUCAAUUAGCUGGGUUUUCUCCUCGGAGCCUAAAAGCAUUUCCUUCAGUGUGGUGUACAGAGAGAACUCAGAUACACCACUGGAACAAGCCAAGGUGCUUAUCCCAUUGACAAGAUGUAAUUCCCAUAAGCAAACUAUAGAGGGACAGCUGAAAGUACGAAACCCUGGAGAGUACACUCUCAUCUUCGACAACUCCUUCUCCAGAUUCAUCUCUAAAAAAGUGCAGUAUCGCCUGAGUGUGGAUCAGCCAGGGAUCUAAGACGGCAGUGAUUGUGCAUAAACAGAGAACAUUCGUCACUUAGCUUCCCCUCCUCUAUCCAUCUGUCUUUGUGAGAGACAGAGAAUUGCAAACCAGCCUGUGGAUUUUACAGAGAGCACUGGCAGUGGAUGUAACCAGACUUCUGCACACUCACAGUAUUCUGAAAGUCACACUCAGCCCCUUUUUCAUGGAACAAAGAUGUGACAUAAGGCCACACCCCUCAGUGCUGUGCUUUAAAGGGCAUUGUGUCACUGUACUGCAUGAAUUGUGUGUCUCUGGUGGCUUUUCACUGGAUGUUCUAAAAGAAAAGUAACUAUUUGCUUUCUAAAGCACUUAUAAAACAUGGACUGUGUACUUAGUAACGCUUUAAAGACAUUGUAGAUAAACUGAAGGCGAAUCAGGGUUCAACAAUUUAAACAUGCACUACAAUGAAUGCUAAACUGUAGAAUUGUCUCAUUGCACAAAGGAAAACUGAAUGUAACAGUAUAUUUGGUGACAUUAAGCUGCAGAGGCCUCUUUGAAAAAAGCACAUGAUGCCUCAGCUAUUUACUUUUGCAUUCUCUUCCUAGCACAUUCUAAAACCUCUUCUCACUAUAUAUUAUACAUAUCUUAUCUAAAUAUUAUAAUUAUGAGCUGUUUGCUGAAUUGGAUGCUGCACAGAUUUGAACUGUGGUGAGCUCAGUUUUGUUGUCAAAUUGAGCUAUGAGUGUAGGUAAAGUACUGAGGCAUUGUACAGGUUUACAUAUAUACAUAGAGAAAUAAGUAACUUUCCCAAAAUGAAAAUUAUAAGUGGGCAUACCCUCUGCAAGGGAAAGGUGAGAUUUAUCAAUGUAUCCUGCAAGAAAAUGCUGUUGAAUGAUUUGUGGACGUAGGUGAAUAGGCAGUGUAGUAAGAGAACCUCAUUUUCCUGGCAGUCUCAUUCUUUACAACUAACAGUGCAUUUACAUUCAGCUGAUGCAGAGCAAAAAUUCAUAGGCAAUAUUUCAGCCACUGAUAUUUUUACAUUCUGUUCAAAUAUGACUUUAGCGUUUAUUUAUAACUCGAAGCAGUACAUCAUUGAGAGCGUCUAGCUGCCAGACCCUUCUCUAAAUCAAGCAACGGCGGUUAUUUAAUGAAAAUUUCAGCUUGCAUAUCAUUAAACUUUUUUGUAUAAGAUUAAAACCUCUGAUAAAGUUUUUAAAUUCAAUUUUACAAAAUAAUGCACUUUUUAGGGAUGUCUCUUUGAGCUGAGUAUGGCACAGUUAUACUCAGUUUUCAUGAAGGUACUGUAAUCCUCUGGUUAACAUUUCCAUAGUCUAUGCACUGUCUAAAUACAAUACUGUAAAU
Chanos chanos (milkfish) is the source of this 5780-nucleotide messenger RNA. RefSeq names its product FYVE and coiled-coil domain autophagy adaptor 1b (gene fyco1b). Gene Ontology annotation, cellular component: autophagosome; late endosome; lysosome. Gene Ontology annotation, biological process: plus-end-directed vesicle transport along microtubule; positive regulation of autophagosome maturation. The transcript is spliced from 18 exons. The coding region runs from base 114 to 4454 and encodes 1446 amino acids. The record is from RefSeq and is a predicted model, not a curated record. NCBI's taxonomy places the organism in Eukaryota, Metazoa, Chordata, Actinopteri, Gonorynchiformes, Chanidae. Gene Ontology annotation, molecular function: metal ion binding.